Molecule: messenger RNA, 1604 nt
Organism: Bombyx mandarina (wild silkworm)
Lineage: Eukaryota; Metazoa; Arthropoda; Insecta; Lepidoptera; Bombycidae
Gene: Aprt
Product: adenine phosphoribosyltransferase
Biological process (GO): adenine salvage; AMP salvage
Cellular component (GO): cytoplasm
Molecular function (GO): AMP binding; adenine binding; adenine phosphoribosyltransferase activity
Source: RefSeq, a predicted model, not a curated record
GUAUAUUAAGAUUUUAUUCUUUUUACUCAACUGACUUAAUAAAAAUAAUACUUAAUAGAGCAAAAAAAUAUUAAUCAAAUUAUGUUUAUAAUUUAAUAAAAAUUUUGAAAACGUUUUUGCUCAAAGGUUAGGUCACCUGCACUAAUUUAACAUACCACUCAUUCGAAAUAUUUGCAUAAAAAAGUAUUAAUAAUUGAAAAAAUGAAUAAAGACUACGAAAAUAAAGUAGUCGUUCUAAAGAGUAAGAUAAAAAGCUUUCCCGAUUUUCCAAAAAAGGGAAUCUUAUUCUGGGAUAUAUUUUCGGCAAUAUCAGAUGGCAACAUAUGCAAACUAUUGCAAUCACUAUUAGUUGAUUGUAUACGUACGAAAUUCCCUGACGUAGAAGCUGUAGUUGGACUAGAAUCUCGAGGAUUCCUGUUCUCUUUCUCGCUUGCUUCAGAAUUAGGAAUCAGCUGUCUUUCAGUCAGGAAGAAGGGAAAGCUGCCAGGAGAUGUUAUAUCUUAUGAAUAUGACUUAGAAUACGGUUCGGACACAUUGGAAAUCCAAAAAGAUAAAAUACGGCCAGGUUUAAAAUGUCUGCUAGUUGAUGAUUUAAUAGCAACUGGCGGUUCCAUAACGGCCGCGACAAAAUUACUGCAAACAUGCGGUGCCAAAGUUCUUGGCUGUCUGGUCAUCAUUGAACUUAAAAGUUUGAAAGGAAGAGAGAACAUUCCUGAAGGUAUACCAGUGCAUUCCUUGAUUCAAUAUGAAUAGGAGUUGAAGUAUGAUAUUUCAUAUGAUAUUUCACACUACAGUUAAGAAAAUUUGUGAGUCAAAUCUAGAUCUAGUAGAGAUCUAGACGUUUUUUGGUAUAUAAUGAUAAUGACAUUUUUGUGACAAUUUAAUUGUUAUUCAAUAUUAAUUUAAGUUUCUGUAGUUCAAAAUUUCCUUUUUUUGCGAUGUAUAUACAUAUCUGUUAUUGCUUUCCUUUUUUUUUGUAAUAUUAUUAUAUUAUUAUGGGGUAGUUUAUGUGCAUACUUAAUGUAGAGUAUGGAAAAGUUAAUUUAAUUAAAGACCGUUACUAAUGAAGCAAUGUCAGCAUUCUCAAAUUUCUUUAAAAUGAUGUGAGCAAUCAAGCUCAUGGUAUGGUUUGAUACAGUUUUCAGGUACAUUGGGUAACAACCACGUACCUGUUUACUUAUACUGCAUAGCUUUUAUGCAAUUCAUUAGAGGAUAAAAAACACUGUUUGUAUAAUUGUAAGUUCAACUUAGCUUCCUACAGUUGACUGCAGUUUUCGCAUUGUAAUGUCUACAUAUAAUAAAAACUGGAAGGCAUAAUAAGUAUAGACAAAAUACUUAAGUACCAUUGUCUCGUUUUUUUUUUUUUUGUUUAAUUUUUUAUUUAUUUAUGAUCAUCGGUUACAGGGCUUAGCAUAAAUAUAAUUUCUACAUACCGAGCAUGCAAAAGCUUACAAUAUUCUGUAAUAUGAAAAAUUUUCUGACGCAAAAUGAAGUGAAGUUGAUAGAUAAAUAUCUACAACUUAAAGGUCGCCACACAAAUUAGACAUGAGUUCUAAGGCCUCAGUUUUUACAGUACAACGGCCGCCCGCCAUUUAAACCGAAGC